Messenger RNA from [Torrubiella] hemipterigena, 2745 nucleotides. NCBI's taxonomy places the organism in Eukaryota, Fungi, Ascomycota, Sordariomycetes, Hypocreales, Clavicipitaceae. The record is from the annotation of a GenBank genome assembly.
UAGGCGGCUAGCGCCAGGUCCCCACCUUGACAAGUACCCCAAAAAAAGAGCUGGCAGCUGUGAACCUGCGCUGCGGACACGCCGCCAAUACAAAAGCUUCACUCGCCCUCGUCUCCCAGCACCCAGACUCCCUUGCUCCUCUCGCACUGUUGUCCAUUCACUAUUGCUGUGUUUGCUUCAGCUUUAUCAACGCAUUUCCACCAUCCAUUCUCAUUAAUACCAUCUCUUCCACUUCCUCUACUAUCCUCCUUUGCUCUAGACGCUACUACUGCAGUUCCCCCUCCAACCUGCACCGUCGUCCCCCCGCCUCUCUCUAGCCGCAUCAUCAUCACCGCCUUUCAAUCUUCACACCAACAACCGUCAUCAUGUGUGGAAUUUUCGGAUACAUCAACUACCUCGUCGAGAAGGACCGCAAAUUCAUCUUGGACACCCUCAUCAAUGGUCUGUCGCGUCUCGAGUACCGUGGAUACGACUCGGCUGGUCUCGCUGUCGAUGGCGACAAGAAGAAUGAAGUCCUUGCCUUCAAGGAGGUAGGCAAGGUCGCUAAGCUCAAGGCUCUCAUCGACGGCAGCAACCUCGACCUCGAAAAGAUCUUCGACUCACACGCUGGCAUUGCCCACACCCGUUGGGCUACUCACGGUCCCCCUUCCACCGUCAACUGCCACCCCCACCGCUCUGACCCUAACUGGGAAUUCUCCAUUGUCCACAAUGGUAUCAUCACAAACUACAAGGAGCUCAAGACCUUGCUCGCCAGCAAGGGCUUCAAGUUCGAGACCGAGACUGAUACUGAGUGCAUUGCCAAGCUCACCAAGUACAUCUACGACCAGGAUCCCUCCAUUGGCUUCACUGAGCUUGCCAAGGCUGUUAUCCAGGAGCUUGAGGGUGCCUACGGUCUCCUCAUCAAGUCUGUUCACUACCCCCACGAGGUCAUUGCCGCCCGUAAGGGUUCUCCCCUCGUCAUUGGUGUCAAGACCCAGCGCCGCAUGAAGGUUGACUUUGUCGACGUCGAGUUCGCCGACGAGAACUCUGCCCUCCCUGCCGAGGCUGCCUCCCAGAACGUUGCUCUCAAGAAGAACGCGUCCAACUUCCUCGCCCCCAACAACGGCCUCCUCGGUGCCGCUGACAAGUCGCUCCUCCACCGCUCUCAGUCUCGCGCCUUUAUGACCGACGAUGGCAUGCCCAUGCCCACCGAGUUCUUCCUCUCCUCCGACCCCUCCGCCAUUGUUGAGCACACCAAGAAGGUCCUCUACCUCGAGGACGACGAUAUUGCCCACAUCCACGAGGGUUCGCUCAACAUUCACCGUCUCAAGAAGGUUGAUGGUACUUCGAACGUCCGUGCCAUUCAGACCCUUGAGCUUGAGCUCCAGGAGAUCAUGAAGGGCAAGUUCGAACACUUCAUGCAAAAGGAGAUUUUCGAGCAGCCUGAGUCUGUUGUCAACACCAUGCGUGGUCGUCUCGACAACGGCAACAAGACUGUCACUCUUGGUGGUCUUCGCACAUAUCUGCCUACCAUCCGCCGCUGCCGCAGAAUCAUUUUCAUCGCUUGCGGUACCUCCUACCACUCUUGCAUGGCUGUCCGUGGUAUCUUUGAGGAGCUGGCUGAGAUCCCUAUUGCGGUCGAACUUGCUUCUGAUUUCCUUGAUCGCGAGGCCCCCGUCUUCCGUGACGAUACCUGCAUCUUCGUUUCACAGUCUGGUGAGACUGCUGACUCCCUCAUGGCCCUCCGCUACUGCUUGGAGCGCGGAGCCCUGACCGUCGGUAUUGUCAACGUUGUUGGCUCUUCCAUCUCCAUGUUGACCCACUGUGGUGUUCACGUCAACGCCGGUCCUGAAAUCGGUGUCGCCUCCACCAAGGCAUACACUUCUCAGUUCAUUGCCAUGGUCAUGUUUGCCCUGUCUCUUAGCGAGGACCGUGCUUCCAAGAAGGAGCGCCGUGAGGAGAUCAUGGCCGGUCUCGAUGCCAUCUCUGGCCAGAUCAAGGCUAUCCUCGAGCUUGACCAGCCCAUCAAGGAACUCUGCCAGAAGGUCUUCCAGAAUCAGAAGUCUCUUCUGCUCCUCGGCCGUGGUAGCCAGUUCUCCACCGCCCUUGAGGGUGCUCUUAAGAUCAAGGAAAUUUCCUACCUUCACUGCGAGGCUGUCAUGUCUGGUGAGCUGAAACACGGUGUCCUUGCCCUCGUUGACGAGAACUUGCCCAUCAUCAUGAUUCUUACUCGUGACAACAUUUUCACCAAGUCUCUCAACGCCUACCAGCAGGUCAUUGCUCGUGGUGGCAAGCCCAUUGUCAUCUGCAACCCUGAUGACGAGGAAUUCAAGUCGUCUGAUGCCAUGAAGAUUGAGAUCCCCAAGACUGUCGAUUGUCUUCAGGGUCUCCUCAACGUCAUUCCCCUGCAGCUCAUUGCCUACUGGCUUGCUGUCCUCGAGGGUCUUAAUGUUGAUUUCCCCCGUAACUUGGCCAAGUCUGUCACUGUCGAGUAAGCACUGUCAUUUUGCGCGAACAACAGACCUGUGCAUACACUAUAAAAAAGGGGCAAUGAUGUAACUAUUGGAUGGAUAUACUAGUGGUGAAGGAGUGCGUGACUUUUGGUUUUUCUUGGCUAUUUCCUUUGUAUUGCGAUUGUCAGCCUUGCUCUUUUUAUAUUUUAAUGGCGUGUUUAGUGACGGUGGCAUUUGGCACCGGCAUUAACAUGUGUACAUUGGUUUAUAGGGCCAUUAGAUGUUAGAUGAUUAUGAAAGAUGAAUUUCUAUC